AAACAAUUAUUUGAUAAUUUAUAUUAUUCAGAUGAACAUUUUUUUCAAACAAUUUAUGAUGAAAAUUUAUAUUUAAAAGAUAAUGUUAAAGAAAAACAAAUUCAAUUAAAUAUUCCACAAAAACAAGUUUUACUUUAUAGAAGAAAAUUAUUAGAUGAAAAAAGAAAAUUAUAUUUAUAUGAUGAUCUUAUUAAAAAAUAUAAAAUCUUUCAACAAUAUCAAUCAAAUAUUUUUGAAAAAUUUAGAGAAUGGGAUUAUAAACAAAUUGCAUUAAGAUGUGCUAGAGAAGGACAUUUGAAAGGCUUAAGACUUGUAUUAGAACGUGCAAUACCAUCAAUAUUAUUAAUUGAUCUUUUGUCAAUAUUAAAUGAAAUUUGUGAAACAGUUCCAUUGACUGAAUAUGAAGAUUUAAUUCCAAAGUUUUCUUUAAUUGAACAAAAAGAAUUUGAUCGAAAAGAAAAUGAUUGGAGUGAUGAAUUUAUUUCUUCAAAUGAAGAAACUAAAGAAGAAAUUAAUCGAUCAUUAUUUAUUGAUUGGUAUAAAAAAAAAAUUCUUUCAUUCGAAUCAUUUGGUCUUAUUGAAAAUGCUCUUCAAUUAUGUAAACAUUCUUUAGAUAUUUAA
Rotaria sp. Silwood2 is the source of this 621-nucleotide messenger RNA. NCBI's taxonomy places the organism in Eukaryota, Metazoa, Rotifera, Eurotatoria, Philodinida, Philodinidae. The record is from the annotation of a GenBank genome assembly.